Molecule: messenger RNA, 4571 nt
Organism: Rhipicephalus sanguineus (brown dog tick)
Lineage: Eukaryota; Metazoa; Arthropoda; Arachnida; Ixodida; Ixodidae
Gene: sm
Product: heterogeneous nuclear ribonucleoprotein L
Exons: 14
Coding region: 190-1629 (479 amino acids)
Biological process (GO): mRNA processing; regulation of RNA splicing
Cellular component (GO): nucleus
Molecular function (GO): mRNA binding
Source: RefSeq, a predicted model, not a curated record
AGCCGGUAGCGUCUGUCGCGCCACCUACGCCGCAUCUCCGUGUUUCUGCGUGCUUGUGCCGUGCCUUGGCGGUGGCCAUUACUUGGCGAAGUGUCCGUUGCGAAGCCUGCGUGCUUCCCGUCGAGUUCUCGUGCAUAUCUUGGUGGUGCGUGUGUUUGUGCGUGCUUCGCCGCCAAAAAAAUCGUUGGAAUGAUGGCCGAUAUUGCCAGCUACGACGGUCACGCCGCAAAACGGCAACGCACCGACGAAGGCCGGGAUCGCGGUUAUGGAAAUAACCAGCAACAAGGCUACAACUACUACAACAAUCAACGAGGAGGAGGUGGUCGAGGGCAAGAGGAAGAGAAGCCCAACCAUGUGCUCCUGAUGACCAUCCUAAACCCUGCCUACCCCAUCACAGUGGAUGUUAUCCACACCAUCUGCACUCCAAGUGGCAAGGUGAUGAGAAUAGUGAUCUUCAAGAAGAAUGGUGUUCAAGCAAUGGUCGAGUUCGACGGAGUCGAGGCGGCGGUGCGUGCCAAGAAGUCUCUCAACGGCGCCGACAUCUAUUCCGGAUGCUGCACCCUCAAGAUCGAGUACGCCAAGCCUACAAGACUGAAUGUCUACAAGAACGACAACGACAGCUGGGACUACACCAACCCCAACCUUGGGAAGAGCGGGAGUGAGCGCCCAGCCCUUCUUGGAGAGCCUCGUGGCUUCGGAAACUACAAGGACAGCAUUGAGGCAGAGUAUCACCACUAUCCCGAAGGAGAUGGCAGGGGCCCUGCCUCCGGUCCCGGCUAUGGCCCCGACCGCGGCGACUACGACUACGGUCCAAGGGGAGGACAGUACAACAGCCCUGGUGGUGGCUACAAUGAUGGCUACGGUGGACCCCCCAAUGGGCCCCCCCAGGAUCGCUAUGGUGGUCCACCACAUGAUGGGCGCGACGGCCCCAACUAUGGCAUGGGCGCAGCCAAUGCGUCCCCACAGGCUGCGGGACCUCACCAAGGCUCUGUGCUGAUGGUGUAUGGGCUCAACUCUGAGAAGAUGAACGCUGAGAAGCUCUUCAACUUGCUGUGCCUCUAUGGGAACGUUGUCAGAAUAAAGUUCCUAAAGAGCAAGGAUGGCUGCGCCAUGGUCCAAAUGGGCGAUCCCUUGGCCGUGGAGCGGGCAGUCGGACACCUGAACAACGCACAGUUCUUCGACAGCAAGAUGCAGCUGGGCUACUCCAAGCAGGCUUUCCUCAACGAUGUGCAGCUGCCCUUCGAGCUGCCCGACGGCACACCGUCCUUCAAGGACUUUAUGGGCAACCGCAACAACAGAUUCACCAACCCGGAGGCGGCCUCGAAGAACCGCAUUCAGCCACCCUCGCGCGUCCUCCACUUCUUCAACACGCCUUUCGGCAUCACCGAUGAUGACCUCAAGAAGGUAUACAUCAAGUUGUUCGAGGACCUGGGCUGCCCAGUGCCAACAACGAUCAAGAUGUUUACAUCAAAGACGGAACGCAGCAGCUCGGGUCUGAUGGAGUUUGAGACAGUGUCCGAAGCCAUCGAAGCAUUAAUCAUGUCCAACCACACUCCAAUCAACAACCCCAACGGCAAGUUCCCUUACAUUCUCAAGCUGUGCUUCUCGUCAUCGGGGCCGAGGUACUGAAGAGCCAGUCGGCCACCGCAGCUUCGAAGCAUCCCCUUGUCUACGGUCUUCGCGGCUGGGGGUCCGACAUCGUCACAAUUGCUUCUUCUUCUUCUUCAACACGAGAGACAACACGGGGGGGAAGGGCAGACACUUUGAACAAGACGACCUGACUCAAAAUACAAUACAGAAGACUGGCAAAAACAAAUAAAAAAAAACACAACACAAGCUCCAGAAACUCUCUCCACCACUUACCGCCGCCACCACCACCACUACUACUAUCACUACAAAAAGAAAAAACACACAGCCAACAAAGACAAGACACAAUGUGCAAAAUACAACUUCCACACUUCAUUGUUGUUCACAUCUGUAUAAAAAAGAAAAACAGUGCGCAGACAAGUAACAAAGCAGAGUGAAGCUAAGCAAACCCAGUAUUGAUGCAAGAAUUGUGUGCGCAGUUUUGGUUGUUGGUUGGCUUGUCGUUCUCGAACGGACUUUGCAGCGGAACUUUUGCAAGCUGGAAGAAAGGCAGUAGUACUAGAAUGUAGGUGUCAUGCAUUUUUAAACUUUGCAUUAUUUAAGACUGGAGUUUUUGUUUUUCCACCUCGUUACAUUCCCAGUCUAUUUUUUAAAACAAUUUUUCUCUCUUUAGAUAAAGCUAGCUGCAGCCCCACUGCAUUCGACCUGAAUUGAUGUUGUGCACAGUUGAGUAUUUGCACCACAUUGAGUAAUGUUCUACAGCAUGACGCAGGUUCUCCUAAACUGUGACUAACCGUGGUAACUACAACGUAAGCGGCCAGAGGCACCAAUCGUUGUCACCUCGGGACCUUACGUCCUUCGGCCAUUGUUUUCUCGGGCAUCGCACGGAAAUGAGAAGGUUAAUUUAUUGGAUGAGUUUGAGCUGUCUGUGGCAUCGCAUGCCAACAUGUGUGAAAGAAUUCACCAUGUCUUGCGAUUGGUGGCUGCCUGCUUGCAAGAUCCUCUGCAAAUCCCGUUCUCGAACAUGUUUUUUUUUUUUUUUUUUUUUUUAACCAAACUGUGAACUAUAUGGGCAAGAGACACACACCUACCUUGUUUGUAUAUCUGAUUGUACAGAAUGCUUGAUUUGAAUAGCGGGGCAGGAUGGGGCUCUUCACUGGAAUGUCCGGGUUCUACGAAAACUUGUGUGUAGAGAGCACUGUCUUUGCUGUCGUGUGCCUACGUUUUCUGGUUCCUUCCUUGUUCCCCAGCUUAUGGCUCUUGGGGUGAGGAGUGUGUUGUUGAUGAAGCGCUUAACUGUAGACUGAUAUCUCAUGCUCAACAUUUUAGAGAGGCACCUUCUUUUUCGGUCUUCGACAAAUUUCGACAUCUUCACUGAUUGUCUUGGUCGUAACUUUAUUAAUUAGUGUUCACGAAAUCAACUUGGCGAGUUGUGUCGGUAGACAGCGAAAGCAGCCCAACUGUCGAGUUCUCUUAUAAUAUUGAGGCGAUGUUGAAAGGCUUGUUUUGCCUGUAGCUGCUUUUUGAAGUAGUGCUAUAACUGACGAGCGAAACUGAAAUGUCGCCGAAAGUAAAAGCGCGUGUCUCGUUGAGUUGGCAAGUGAUGUGCGUUGUUGUGGGUGUGGCUGGAGCGCAGAGUUUUUUCCUUUCCCCUGUCCCAUUGAAAAGUGUUUGUGCAAUUUUUGCUUUAGAGUAGCAAACAUUGGAGGGCCCCCCGACUGACCCCCACACUUCAAAAACCGCUCAAGCUUGUUACGUGUGUAUAAAUAUAGAAAGCCAGCAGCAUGCCACUUUCUGAACGUUCCAUUCCAACACCUCUGACAAGAGUACAACCAAAACGGCAGGCAUGUUGAGUUCUCACGAUUGGGUUUUUGCAGGCUGUCCAUUUUCACUUCGUCGUUCUGCGUAGGUUAUUUUUGCCGAUGCCCGAAGGGACGCUGUGUCCUCGCUCUCGGGGACAGGUAUUGGCAGGCUCUCCCGUGAAGCCACUAGCUCGACUGUAUUGGCAAACGAGCUGCAUCAUAAUUAAAGCUAGAAUGGAUCGUGCACCACCUCUGGUGACCACGUAUUUGAAAGAAACCGUUUUCGAUAAAGUCCAAAAAAGAAAAACUGCAGUGUUGCCGCAUAUCGUAUGAGGUCAACGCUGGUCCACAUUCACUCGUCUUCGACGCACGCCUUAACUACAAAACCGCCAUUCUGAGGCAAUUUCUAAAGGCUGUACAAUUAUAAUUGAGCAUGCGAUCGCCCCUGUGUUCUCAAAACGAAUGCUAACGAAGCCACGGGUUUAAUUAGCUUAGAGAGCAGUCUCUACCCAAAUACCCGAGCCAGAAUACCAGGGACAGCCAAAUAGCAUCAGUGCGCUUAGCUUUCUGUUUCUGUUUAAUACAUCAUGUCGCAUUAGUCAUCUACCGGCCUUCUUUUUCUCGUUCUUUUUAGCUCUGCUAGUGUCUUCUUCCUCCCAGUGUGUUGUCCUCGUCGAUCGUGGCAUUCGCGUCUUUUUGAUGAAAAAGCUGCACUCUUCUUGUGUACCCCCACCACUUCUCCUCUCCACAUGUUUUAUCCCCUUGUGUGUCCCCAUGGCUUCCAAAGAGAAUAGUAGUGUCACUUCGUGCGUACUGCACCACCUUCAUUUUUUCGUGUCAACGGGUGCGUGUACGGGAGCAUUGAAAAAAAAAAAUCAUUUUUCCCCCCCUUCUUUUUUUAUUUUUUCAUUUUGUAGCCGUUGUGUGUGCGUGUGUGUGCAUUUGCGCGUCACUUCGUUUUUGUUUUCUCUUUACAUAAGUGGCCUUUUCUCGUUCAAAGUAAGAAGAAAAUGUCUUUUUUUUUUUCUUUUUGUUUAAGGGUCGCAGGAUAUUUUUUCUUCUUUGUCAUCGAAGAACAAGCAAUUUCUCUUUUUCGCUCUGUUAAUUGUGCAUGUGCAUCAGUGUCACUACGCUUAAUGUAUCUGGUGGUCUCUACUGAAUAAAAAGAAAUGUGACGAUUAA